Doryrhamphus excisus (bluestripe pipefish) is the source of this 3365-nucleotide messenger RNA. It is a transcript of the gene syde1, whose product is annotated as synapse defective Rho GTPase homolog 1. The record is from RefSeq and is a predicted model, not a curated record. Gene Ontology annotation, cellular component: synaptic membrane. Gene Ontology annotation, biological process: signal transduction; regulation of Ras protein signal transduction; cell migration. Lineage: Eukaryota; Metazoa; Chordata; Actinopteri; Syngnathiformes; Syngnathidae. Gene Ontology annotation, molecular function: GTPase activator activity.
AAACACUUUCCUUUAUACCUAUGAACAAAAUCCAGACUGCAAUUCCCAGGAGCCUCCGGUACCUCCCCCCCUCCCGCAGCUGUGUACCGAGGACAGCAGGAGGAGGAAAUGGAGGAGGGGGGAGUUUGGGAAAGAAUGUUUGGAAUUCAUUUCCUGCCCAGCAGCUCUGAAGGCUUGAUAGACGACGUGUGAGACAACAUCAUGAAGGAGUGAAGGAACUACUCUCCGAGACUUGCAGGCAGCUCCGGGCUGCCGGGGGGGGAGCAGCAGCAGCAGACGGAGGUCCCACCAUCAUGGCCCAGCCCCUGCUCAAGAGGACCUUCUCGCGGCUGCGAGGCAAGAACAAAUCCCGCAGGAAGUGUGAGCCCCAAGUCAGCGACGACGUUCCCCUCCAGUCAGAUGUCCCGCAGAACCCUUUUGAUCCUGUACCCAGAAAGACUGUAGCAGACUCGGACCCCGCUUUGCUAAACCUUAUCACAUCUAAGAAGUCGCAGUGGGUGUGGCAAGGCUCGGAGGCGACAUCACAAAACUGGGAUGGGGACAGAAAGUCCGUUUGUACACUGGGACAGAAGCAGGCUCAGAGGCAACCACAGGAGAAGGAGGCCUCCCAGCCAGCAGUCGUUUCCGUGCAUCCAAACAUGCCAAUGAGCACCAAGCUCUCCGGCCGGCGUGCCUACCUGCAGAGCUUGGAUCGCAGCAGUCGAGACUGGGUUCUGUCGUCGGGAAAAUCCGACACGUCAGAGCAGGUCUGCAGGCGGAAUCGGGAAAGCGGCAGCAAUAUAUGGUACAACCCGAUUCCAGAGGAGGAAGAUAUAUGUGGACUGCCAAAAAAACAGGAUGUGUGGACGAGGAGGGACCCCGGGCGAGCGGAAGCAGAAAGACCGGGUCCUGCUGAGACCGGAAUCGAUAGCUCAGAUAGAGCUUGUCGAGAUGCUUGCCCGUCGGACGGAAUCAACCUUCACGCUGAGGACGUUACAGCAGACGGCACAGACUCCAACUCCGCCCUCCAUAAAAAAGGGGGUGUGAUUGACAGACUGAGGUCUCCUGGCACAGUGAGGAAACUCUCCCUGAAGAUGAAGAAACUUCCUGAGCUCAGACGCAAAAUCAGUCUUCGUUCCUCCCGCGUGCGACAAGAAAUCGACAGAGCAGGCGGAGCGGAUAAAACCGGCAACAAGAACGCGUCAGACCGGAAUGUCAUCAGUCGAUAUCACCUGGAUAGCUCCGCUCCUCCUGUUUUGCCGCUGAGGAGGUCCUCCAGAGGACGCUCCGCCGAUAAAGGAGGUUAUCUCAGCGAUGGAGACUCACCAGAGCUACUGCCUCGGCAAGCGAGCGAGAUGGCUACAUUCCAGCUGUACAUGGACGCUGAGCCUCCACGAAACUGUCAGCGUAUGACAGGUUUACUGACGGUUCACCUCCUGGGCCUGGACCAGAUGAAAUCAACGAGGUCAGAUGAAAGCAAAGAGAUUUUUCUCGUCAUCCAGAUUGACGGAAUCACUCGGGCCAGGACCGCCCUCCUCGCCCUGCAAGGCCACACCCUCUCAUUGAACCACACCUUCCACCUGGAGCUGGAGAGGGCGUGGCAACUACGCGUGGUGGUUUUAACGCCAGCAAGAAGUCACCCAGAGUCCAACCAAACCAGGAACAGGGUUUGCUGUCUGGGAGGAGUCGCUAUCCCGCCUCUCUUUAAAGGAAGUCGCAGUCAACAACUUUGUGUGAAGUUGGAACCGAGAGGCCUCCUUUACAUCAAACUGUUUCUGCAGGAGCAAUGGGAUAUGCAGUUGGACAGAACAUCAGCAGUACCUGCUAACGUGUUUGGGGUCGAACUGCGCCGUCUGGUGGAGGAAGAAGGAUCAUCCUCUCCGGUUCCUCUGAUCAUCCAGAAGACGGUGGCAGAGAUCGAACGGCGAGGAUUGAAGGUUGUGGGUCUAUACAGACUUUGUGGUUCUGCGGCGGUGAAGAAGGAGCUGAGGGAUUGCUUUGAGAGGAACACCUCAGACGUGUGCCUGGGUGAGGAUCUCUAUCCUGACAUCAACGUUCUCACCGGCAUACUGAAAGACUACCUACGGGAGCUGCCGUCUCCACUCAUCACUUCCACUUUAUACGAGGUGGUGAAGGAAGCUAUGACGCUGCAACCCCCUCCUGCCGCCCCCGACUUCCACUUAUCUCGGAGCACGGUGGAGCUUCUGUCCUGUUUGCCGGCACCGGAGAGGGCCACUUUGUCCCACCUGCUGGACCACCUCAGCCUGGUCGCGUACUUCAGCUCGUCUAACAGGAUGACUCACCAAAACCUGGCAGUCUGCUUUGGUCCGGUACUCCUUAAACAAACGCAGGAGGACUGGAGAGGAGGUCGAGGAGGAGCAAAGGGACGUCAUGGAGAGGAUUUAGCCAACGCCGUCGAUUUCAAACUCCACAUCGAGGCCUUGCACUACCUGCUGCAGCUGUGGCCAGUGCCAACGAACCGAAUCCCGUCAGACGACCCUGACGUCUUGCUGGCACAUUCAAGCCUGAAGCGCCAACAGGAGGAAGCGGUGGUAUCACGUCGGGGUCGAGAUGGCGUGGCGCGCCUCGACAGUCCGCCUCCGGUUAACCGCUAUGCUGGCGACUGGAGCGUCUGUGGGCAAGAUCUUGUUCCCGGACAGGAAGCUGAUUAUGAUGAGGUGGCAGGAAGUGAGAGCGAUGAAGGUAGCGACCAUGAAGUUGACGAAGCAAAGAAAGAGCCAUGGUUUCCAACGGGAAGCAGAACUCUCUUUGUGGAUGACGUCAUGGAUUUCGACGCUCCGUUUACCUGCCGACUCAGCCUGAAGGACUUUGACAGUCUGAUUCACGACCUGGACCGACAGCUAGCCAAACAGAUUAACAUCUGUCUGUAGAUGACGAUGAGGAGGAGGCUGAAACCAAACUAUGUCAGACGACGACGCAUGAGGGUCACUGACACGAUGUCCAUGUGCAAACUAUUUGACUUUUGACCUUUUGCACUGCUCAAGCCAUACUUUCACUCUUUGUUGACGUGAAGAAAACUGCACUCUGUUAAAAUUUUGUUUCAUAGUAUUUUCCAGCACUUAUUUGGAAUGUUUGAACGUUCAAGUGGAGCUAAAGUACUAAGUACAGUUGUAUUAAAAACAGUAUGGUUUCCAUAGCGACACCUCGUCUUUUACUUCCGGUUCGUGUCCCUCAGUGAUGCUGAUCACUGUUCAUGGUACCAAUUUGUGACUGAUGCUCCAAACUGAGCACGCUUUGUUUUUGUUUGUUUUUUUGUCACUAUUAUGUUUUGCACAACUUCAGAAUGCACUUGUUUUUGUAACCAAAAUGAUGCACAGCAGCUCGCCAGUCUUAAAUAAAAAUAAAAUCACUUUCUCUAAAAAUGG